AUGGGUGAUGGAAAUCUAACACAACUUGAAAAUCAACAGCAUCUACAACGACAAAAACGUUUAUUGAGUUGGUUACUAUCUAAAAAUGUUCCACCUGUACCUGAAGAAGAUGAAAGAUUGGAAUAUCCUAUAAGGAAAACUAAUAUAGUGUCAAGAAUUUUCUUUUGGUGGUUAUCUCCAGUUAUGAAAGUUGGUUAUAAAAGAACUAUACAACCUGAAGAUUUAUUUUAUUUAACUGAUGAUAUAAAAGUUCAAACAAUGGCUAAUGAUUUUUAUAAAUAUAUGACAAAUGAUAUACAAAAGGCAAGAAAUAAGCAUAUAGCUGAAAAAUGUAAAAAAAGAGGUGAAAGUAUAGAGAACUCCUCAGUUGGUGAAAAAGAAGAUUUGUCAGAUUUUGAAUUGAGUAAAUUUAUAACUGUUUGGGCAUUAGCUAAAACUUUUAAAUGGCAAUAUUUAUGGGCAUGCGCUUGUUUAGCACUAAGUAACGUCGGUCAAACUUUAUUACCAUUACUUACUAAAAAGUUAAUCAAAUUUGUCGAAGAUAGAGCAUUGGGUCUAGUAGAAGACGUUGGUACUGGUAUUGGUUAUUCGUUUGGUUCUGCAAUUGUUAUUUUCGUCGUUGGUAUUUUAAUUAAUCAUUUCUUUUUCAGGUCUAUGUUAACUGGUGCACAAGCAAAAGCUGUUUUAACAAAAGCAUUGCUAGAUAAAUCUUUUAAAUUGGAUUCAGAGGCUAAACAUAAAUAUCCAGUUGGUAAAAUUACUUCAAUGUUGGGUACCGAUUUAUCAAGAAUUGAUUUUGCAUUAGGUUUUCAACCAUUUUUAUUUGUUUUCCCAGUACCUAUCGCUAUUGCUAUAGCUAUUUUAGUGGUCAAUAUAGGUGUUGCAUCAGUAGUUGGUGUUGCUAUUUUAAUUGUUUUCAUGGUUGGUAUUGCAUUUUCAACUGGUAAAUUAUUUGCUUACAGAAAAACUGCAAAUUUCUUUACUGAUUCUAGGGUGAAUUAUGUUAAAGAAGCAUUAAAUAAUUUGAAAAUUAUCAAAUUUUAUUCUUGGGAACCUCCAUAUCAUGAAAAUAUUUCAGAAAUUAGAAAGAAAGAAAUGAAAAUUAUUUAUAGAAUGCAAAUUUUAAGAAAUAUUGUUACUUCAUUUGCAAUGUCUUUGACUUUGUUUGCUUCAAUGACUGCAUUUUUGGUUUUAUAUUCAAUUUCAAAUCAUAGAAGAGAUCCAGCAUCCAUUUUUUCAUCAUUAUCUUUGUAUAAUAUUUUAACGCAACAAGUAUUUUUAUUACCAAUGGCUUUAGCUACUGGUGCUGAUGCAUUUAUGGGUAUUUCUAGAGUUGGUGAAUUUAUGUCACAAGGUGAAAUUAAUCCAGAAGAAAAUAAAAUUGAAGCAAGCCCUGAAGUACAACAAAUUAUGGACACAGAAGAUGUUGCGAUUGAUAUAGAACAUGCAGAUUUUGAAUGGGAAAUAUUUGCCGCUGAAGAAGAAGCAUCAAAUCCAACACAAAAGAAAGAUAAACAGGCAACAUCAUCAGAUUCUGAAAAAAUUGAGACUAUACUUCAAAUACAUUCUGAAAAAUCAUCAUCAAAAGAUAUUAGUGAUUCUGUUGACUCUUCGGAUGAUGAAAUUGUAUUUGGUGGAUUGAAAGAUAUAAAUUUCAAAAUUAAAAAAGGUGAAUUUGUUGUUAUUACCGGGUUAAUAGGUUCUGGUAAAUCAUCUUUAUUAGCUGCCAUGUCUGGUGUCAUGAAGAAAUCAUCCGGUCAAGUUAGUGUCAAUGGUUCAUUGUUAUUAUGUGGAUAUCCAUGGGUUCAGAAUACUACAGUUAAAGAGAAUAUUAUUUUUGGAGCUGAAUAUGAUGAAGAAACUUAUAAUAAAGUUAUUUAUGCAUGUUCAUUAGAAGCUGAUUUAGAAAUUUUACCUGCUGGUGAUAGAACUGAAAUUGGUGAACGUGGUAUUACAUUGUCUGGUGGUCAAAAGGCAAGAAUCAAUUUAGCUAGAGCUGUUUAUGCAAAUAGAGAUAUUAUAUUAUUAGAUGAUGUUUUAUCUGCUGUUGAUGCAAGAGUUGGUAAACAUAUAAUGAAUAAUUGUUUAUUAGAUCUAUUGAAAAAUAAAACAAGAAUUUUAGCAACUCACCAAUUAUCAUUAAUUGGUGCUGCUGAUAGAGUCAUAUUUUUAAAUGGUGAUGGAUCAAUUGAUAUGGGAACUUUUGAACAAUUGAAAGCUACGAAUCCAGGAUUUGGUAAAUUAAUGGCUUAUUCAUCUGAAACCAAAGAAGAGGAAGAAGAAGAAAUUGAAGAAAAAGAAGAAGAAGAACUCGAUGAAGAAUUAAAAGAAAUUCAAAGACAAAUUACAAUUAAAACUAUUGAAGAUGAAGAAGCAAGACAUCGUGAAUUUAAUGUUGAUAAAUCUGUUGAUGGUAAAUUAAUUGAUGCUGAAGAAAGAGCAGUUAAUGCCAUUUCAUGGGAAGUUUAUUCAAGAUAUAUUGAAUUAGGUUCUGGUAAAUUUACACCGUGGGUUAUUGUACCUGUUUUAUUAUCAUUAAUGAUGAUUUCUACAUUUUGUCAAAUUUUCACAAAUACUUGGUUAUCAUUUUGGACACAAUAUAAAUUCGAUAAACCUGAUAAAGUUUAUGUUGGAGUUUAUAUAAUGUUUACAUUUUGUUCAUUUAUAUUUUUAACUUGUGAAUUUAUUGUUUUGGUUUAUAUAACAAAUACCGCUUCUGUUAUGUUAAAUGUUUUUGCAGUUAAUAAAGUUUUACAUGCACCAAUGUCAUUCAUGGACACAACACCAAUGGGUAGAAUUUUAAGUAGAUUUACAAAAGAUACUGAUGUUUUGGAUAAUGAAAUUGGUGAUCAAUUGAGAUUUUUUUUAUUUACCUUGUGUAAUAUCAUUGGUGUUUUAAUAUUAUGUAUUGUUUAUUUACCUUGGUUUGCCAUUGCUAUUCCGUUUUUAGGUAUUUUGUUUGUUUCAAUUGCAAAUUAUUAUCAAGCGUCAGCAAGAGAAAUUAAAAGAUUAGAAGCUAUCCAAAGAUCAUUCGUUUACAAUAAUUUCAAUGAAACUUUAUCUGGUAUGGCUACAAUUAAAGCUUAUAAAGCAACUGAUAGAUUUUUGGACAAAAACAAUUAUUUAAUUGAUAAAAUGAAUGAAGCUUAUUAUUUAACAAUUGCAAAUCAAAGAUGGUUAGCUAUUCAUAUGGAUUUUGUUGCUUCUUUAUUUGCAUUAUUAAUUGCAUUACUUUGUGUUAAUCGUGUUUUCAAUGUUAAUGCAUCUUCAGUUGGGUUGAUUGUUUCUUAUGUAUUCCAAAUUGCUGGUCAAUUAUCCAUGUUAAUUAGAACUUAUACCCAAGUUGAAAAUGAAAUGAAUUCUGUUGAAAGAUUAAAUAGUUAUGCUACUUAUUUACCAGAAGAAGCACCAUAUUUAAUAACUGAAAAUACACCGCCACCAAAUUGGCCAGACAAAGGUAGUAUUGAGUUUGAAAAUGCUUCAUUGGCAUAUAGACCUGGAUUACCUUUAGUUUUGAAAAGCUUAAGCUUCAAAAUUAACUCAAUGGAAAAGAUUGGUAUUUGUGGUAGAACAGGUGCUGGUAAAUCAUCAAUUAUGACUGCAUUAUAUAGAUUAUCAGAAUUAGAAAGUGGUAAAAUUAUUAUAGAUAAUAUUGAUAUUUCAACAUUGGGAUUAAAAGAUUUAAGAUCAAAAUUAUCUAUUAUUCCACAAGAUCCUGUUUUAUUUAGAGGUACAAUUAGAAAAAAUUUGGAUCCAUUUAAUGAACAUUCAGAUAAUAAAUUAUGGGAUGCAUUAAGAAGAACUGGUUUAAUUGAAGAAUCAAGAUUAGAAAUUGUUAAAAAACAAAAAUCAGUAAAUGAAGAUGAUGAAAUUCAUAAAUUCCACUUGGAUCAAAAUGUUGAAGAUGAAGGCUCUAAUUUCUCAUUAGGUGAACGUCAAUUAAUUGCAUUUGCAAGAGCUUUAGUUAGAGAUUCAAAGAUUUUGAUUUUAGAUGAAGCUACAAGUUCGGUUGAUUAUGAAACUGAUUCAAAAAUUCAACAAACAAUUAUAAAAGAAUUUAAAGAUUGUACAAUUUUAUGUAUUGCCCAUAGAUUGAAAACAAUUAUAAAUUAUGAUCGAAUUUUAGUAUUAGAUAAAGGUGAAAUUAAAGAAUUUGAUACUCCAUGGAAUUUAUUUAAUCUUGAAAAUGGUAUAUUUCAACAAAUGUGUGAAAAAUCGAAUGUUACAGCUGAAGAUUUUCAAAAAAUUACUGGAUUUUAA
This is a messenger RNA of Insectozyma verbasci, 4260 nucleotides long. Lineage: Eukaryota; Fungi; Ascomycota; Pichiomycetes; Serinales; Debaryomycetaceae. The record is from the annotation of a GenBank genome assembly.